AUGAACGUGGUGAUCCACAGAUUCCGCGACUAUGAGUUCUCCCCGAUGCACAACCGCGUUGUACUCGGUGACGAUGGCCCCCGGGUGACUCUGAGUCGCAUCUCUUCAUCGUCAGCUGCUCCCCAAGUGCCUUGGAUCGUCGAGGCUUCGAGCGCCGCUCGCUCCGGCAUCCCGCAGGCCGCUGUCCUCGCCGCGUCUUGUCUUUUGAUCGCCCUGCACUUGGUCAGACGAUGCUCGAAACACGGCUCUUCGCAGCAUGCCGUCAAGCCCAGAGCGUCUGGUCUUCGAUGGCGCUACGAGGUGUUGUCGCAGAUGGCUCGAGCCGCAGCUCUUGCCUUCCUCGCGGUCGCGUUUUUCCAAGGACGCGCUCACGUGCUCAACCUCGUUCUUCUCGCCUACGCCUUCACCCUUGGAUUAUCUCGUCUGGCCACGGAUGUCCUGUGGCGUCAGGCAGCCCUGCACCACGUCAACCUCGUCACCCUUGCUGAAUUGGUCAUUUUGGUUACGGCCCAGCUUCUUCCCUGCGUCGAAAUCGACUUCGAGUGCCCCAAAGAUGCCAGCGUCGUUGGAGCCACGGCCGCCCUCUCCUUCGGCCUGGCUGUUGCCAUGUGCACGCCUCGCCAAUGGAUUCAACCGCAGCUUGCCUACGCGAUUCCGGGCUUCCGUGUGCCCGACGAACCCGCCCUGGAGGAGGAAACCAGCUGGAUCAACUACUACUGCACCUACCAGUGGUUGACCCCGACUAUCUGGAAAGGCACCUGGGGCAAGCUCGACAUGUCUGGUAUUCCAAAACUGGCCUGGUAUGACGAGCCUCUCUAUCUCCUCCGCCAGGUUCGUCGUGCCAGGGCCGCCUCCAAGUCCACCCUCUGGACCACGCUGCGCUUCCAGCGAAGGGAAUUGACCCUGAUGUCUAUUUGGAUUGGUCUUGCCUAUGUUUUCGAAAACGUAGCUCCUUUUGGCAUGUUCCAGCUGCUUGCCUACCUCGACGACCCGAGCUCUGCCAUAUGUAGGCCGUGGGUGUGGUUGCUGCUCACCUUCUUUGGCCCAAUGAGUCGAUCCAUCCUGUUCCAGGGAUACGUCUUCACUUCCACUAGGCUCAUCGUUCGUAUAAAGUCUGCCAUGACCCAGGAACUGUACCAAAGGGCCUUGGAAUCUAUGGAACUUGAAGAUGAUCCUUUUGCCGCCAAAUUCGAUGACGAAAAAGAAGACAAGGAAAAGGAAAACAGCACCAAGGCCACCUCAGCCGGGCGACUGGCCAACCUCAUGGCCGCAGAUGUCGAUGCCAUUUUCAAGGCACGAGAUGUCAUAACGAUCCUGGUGGGUGUUCCUGCCGGAACCAUUGUGUCUUUUGUCGGGUUAUACCGGAUGCUUGGCUGGGUGUCCAUCGUCGGAGUCGCUAUCCUCGUGCUUGCAACCCCUAUUUCCGUCCUUCUCGGGAAGUGGAUGUUCCGCACACAGAAAAAGGUCCGAAAAGCUCAGGACUCCCGAAUUUCGCUCGUGACCGAGUAUUUAGCUUCCAUCAAAGCCAUCAAAUACUUCGCCUGGGAGAAGCCAAUCACGGAAAAGAUUAUAGAAUCCCGUGCCUUUGAACAAAAGGCGUUGUGGGGCGUGUCUGUCUUGCAAGUUUUCAUCAAUCAAAUCACCCAAAUCUUCCCUUACCUUUCAUUGCUCGUCAUGUUUGGCCUGCAUGUCAUGGUCGAUCAGCAGCCGUUGACAGCCUCCACGGCUUUCACGACAGUGUACCUUGUGAAGAACAUUCGUCGAAACAUCAUGAUGGCCAGUUAUUUCGCUCGAAGCUUUGCUGGUGCCAUGGUUGCUUUCGGCCGACUCGACAAGUACUUUUCCAGCACUGUGCCACUGGUUCAAUACCCUGAAGGACCGCUUCGUAUUGAAAAGGGAAACUUCAGGCGGAAUAGGAAAGCCACGUUUAGACUCGAGGAUAUCUCGCUAGAUUUUGUCCAGGACGGCCUGAAUGUCGUCACCGGUCAGAGCGGGAGCGGCAAAUCAACCCUCAUGCUGGCCAUCUUGGGAGAGACAUAUCUGGAGAGUGGUUCCAUCUCUGUUCCGGCCGACAUUGCUUACGCUUCACAAACGUCCUGGCUACAAAAUGAGACAAUCAAAGACAACAUUCUGUUUGGCAGCCCGAUGGAAAAGGUUCGAUACGACCGGGUUCUGACUGCCUGCUGUCUUCCUGAAGAUCUGCGCGAGCUACCAGACGGAGAUCGGACAUCAGUCGGGGAGAACGGAACGUCCUUGUCCGGUGGACAAAGAGCACGGGUAGCUCUGGCCAGGGCCCUGUACUCCAAGGCUCCCUUAUUGCUGCUUGACGACAUCUUCGCCGCCCUAGACGCGAAGACUUCUGCUGGCGUCUGGAAACAUUGCUUCUGUGGUGAAUUGCUCAAGGGCCGCACCGUGGUCCUUGUUACUCAGGUUCCAUGGAUUGCCGCACAGGCCGACCUCUCCAUCUUGCUGGAAAAGGGCCAGGUCAAGUCGGCCGAGCCCAACAUUGGGGUCGUGCGCCGACCCAUCAAGAUUGCUGAGGUCCUCGGAGGCGACGCUGAUGACAGCAGCGAAACCGACGUGGAAACACCUCCGGAACCGGAUCUGCAAGCCACAUCAGACGCUUUGAAUGACCCAGACAAGAUUGCCCAGGACGUGCCAGUCAAGGACGUCGUCGACCAGGAAGCCAAGGCGUCAGGCAAAGUUACCAGAUGGACCAUGAUUGGCUACAUGGGAUACUUUGGCCACCCAUUGUUCGCCGUUGCCUGCAUACUUGGUUUGUUUCUGGCCAAUAUCUUCUAUUUUGGUGCCAAUUUCUGGUUGUUCAUUUGGGUUGAAGCGUACGAGAAGAGCAGGCCGGUCGACGCUGCCUAUUAUCUGAGCAUCUUUGCCGCAUUCAUUUUUCUCGAGAUCAUCGCUUUUGGUCUCAUUGUCAUCACAUUUGAGUGGGGUGGCUGGCGUGCCGCCCGACGUCUACAUAAUGACUUUAUUAGAAGCAUCAUAAGUGUUCCCCUGUCUUGGUUCAAGACCAUUCCCGUGGGCCGAAUUACCAACCGAUUUUCCGGCGAUAUGGCAUCGAUUGACGGCAAUCUCAGUGGCAUGGUUCGUCAGAUCAUGGACAUAUUCAUGAUGCUCUUCUUCCGGCUGGGUGCUGUCAGCUCCAUCAUGCCCAUUUUCAUGAUUCCUGGACUCUUUACCUGCUUUAUUGGUGUGUUGAUUGGAGAAAUGUACACGCGAACCGCCGUCGUCAUCAAGCGUCUCACAUCGUCCUCGCAGUCUCCCGUAUUUUCGCAGUUUGCCGACACCCUUUCCGGCCUCGCCGUUAUUCGAGCCAGAAAGGGCAAGGCCCAGGGGUUCAGAUUCGACCUUGCGGACAAGCUCCGUGUAUGGUCUGCGACAGCCGAGGCCAACUACAAUUGCAACCGAUGGGUCGGUGUCCGGAUAGAUUUCGUCACCUCCCUUGUUUCACUCUUUGCCGGCAUCAUUGCCAUUUCUAAAGCAGGCAUUGUCGGCGCAGGCUUGGUCGGCUUCUCUCUAACCAAUGCCAACGACCUUAGUAAUACCGUCCUCUAUAUGGUCCGAGCCAUGAACGACCUCGAAGUUGAGAUGCAAAGUUUCCACCGAGUAAAGGAGUACGUCAAGCUGGAACCCGAAGACAAGGACGACAAGCCUUAUCCGGAUGAAGGUGAAGCCGAGUACGUUGAUGACGAGACUCACGUGAUUCCAAAAGACUGGCCCCGAUCCGGGGAGGUUGAGUUUCGAAACGUGACGAUCCGUUAUGAUCCCGAUGGCCCCGACAUCCUGAGCAGUAUCAAUCUAAAGUUCAACGCCGGAGAACGGGUUGCCGUCGUAGGCCGAACCGGAUCUGGCAAGAGCACGCUCGUACUGUCGCUUCUUCGCUUCACCGACAUUGUAUCUGGUGAGAUUCUAUUCGACGGCGUAGACAUUACGAAACUCCCCCGAACCCGCCUUCGGAAAAGCCUCACCAUCAUCCCGCAGGAAGCAGUCCUUUUCAGCGGAUCAGUAGAGUCCAAUCUUGAUCCCACAGGCCGGGUUCCACGGGAGCAGCUCGAAGCCGCUCUCGACAACUGCAAAGGCGUCGCCUCCUUCUCCGGCAAUGCGACGGAAGAAGACGAGAACGAGGCCGACACCGCCAUCCGCGGGCACGCCCAGGCUAUCACGCUGUCGACCGAGGUAGACGCCCGCGGGGAGAACUUCUCCCACGGCCAGCGCCAAGUCCUCUCUCUAUGUCGCGCAUUGAUCCGCAAGAGCAAACUCAUGCUGCUCGACGAAGCGACCGCCAGCAUGGACUACGAGACGGAUCGUGGUAUCCAGCGAAUUCUCCGUGACGACCUCGAAGCAGACGAUGACAACCGCACCCUCGUCACAAUUGCCCACCGUCUUCGUACCAUCAUCGACUAUGACAAGGUGGUCGUCAUGAGCGCCGGCAGAGUCCUGGAAUACGGCUCUCCCAGGGAACUCUUUGACGCAAAAGGCCAAUUCUAUGACAUGGUCUACCACAGUGGUGAAAUGGAGGAGCUUGAAGAGCUCUUGGAGGAGUAA
Molecule: messenger RNA, 4563 nt
Organism: Metarhizium album ARSEF 1941
Lineage: Eukaryota; Fungi; Ascomycota; Sordariomycetes; Hypocreales; Clavicipitaceae
Product: ABC transporter, transmembrane domain, type 1
Exons: 5
Coding region: 1-4563 (1520 amino acids)
Biological process (GO): transmembrane transport
Cellular component (GO): membrane; fungal-type vacuole
Molecular function (GO): ABC-type peptide transporter activity; ATP hydrolysis activity; ATP binding
Source: RefSeq, a predicted model, not a curated record